Messenger RNA from Motacilla alba alba, 5542 nucleotides. RefSeq names its product USP6 N-terminal like (gene USP6NL). The transcript has 14 exons. Lineage: Eukaryota; Metazoa; Chordata; Aves; Passeriformes; Motacillidae. The record is from RefSeq and is a predicted model, not a curated record. Bases 830 to 3427 code for a protein of 865 amino acids.
AAGGCACUUCUGAAGGGCCUUUGUAUAUUUUCCAAAUGUCUUUAAAAGUGUUGUGGGGCACAUACAGCAAUCUCUCUGCCUAAAAUUACCUGGCAGAAGUAAUGACAAUACCUUUGCUGAAAUAGUUCUCUGGGCCUCUGGUGGUGGGUGAGAGAACGCCUGAAAUCUUCCCAGGAUUUCCAGCGUGCCUCCCGGUGUGUGAGAAUUCCUGUCACGUACGAGGGUGUCAGAGGUUUCUGUUCGAGGGGGGAGAAGAGGAGCCCAAUGAAUGCCUUUAGCAGGAGCCUGCUUGUGCCUGAUGGAGUUUUUGCAGGCUGGGUUUAAUUUUAGUUCUCUUGGUGGGUCUGACGCUGGCUCUGCACUGCACCGGAGUCUUUCUUUAAGCAUUACGUGAAAUUUCAUGAACUGAGACUGACUUGAAAAGAGGAUGCAGCCACACUUGUUAGUUACUGAGCCUAGGGGAGCACGCUGCAUCUGUCGACACUCUUUUCAUGAGAUUAUUUUUCUUUAGCUGCUUUGUGAACGUUUCCUUUAAACUUUAUUUAGAGAAAUCAGUAUGUGUUCUCUGCAGUAAACAAUUCUAAAAUGUUCUAUAGAAAUACAUUUAGGACUGCUUGCAGUUUUUUGUCUCCGUGUGCUGAAGUCACUUUAAAUCCAUCACCCCAGCCUGUAGAGUCGUCAGGCAGAAAUCUUGCUGGGAAGGUAGAUGAGUUCUUCCUGCAGCAGUUUUGCUUGAGCAUACUGAAGACAGCCAUGUAAUAAGGUGUAGUAAUGAAACCUGUUGGAAUUUUAGAGGAGCACCUCAUUCCUUUGAUCUUGCUAAGGAGCAAUGAUUCAAGUGCUACAGAUUGUAAAGGAUCUGGUGUCGCCAGCAAGACGGAGAACAGAUGCUGCCAGGAAAGGUGCAGAUGCUGAGCAGGAUGCUGCUAUCAAACUUGCCCAGGAACGAGCAGAGAUAGUUGCCAAGUAUGACAGAGGACGUGAGGGUGCUCAGAUUGAACCGUGGGAAGAUGCUGACUACCAUCUUUACAAAGUCACAGAUAGAUUUGGGUUUCUACAUCCAGAGGAGCUUCCUGUCCAUGAUGCAGUGAUAGAAAAGCAAAAGAACCUUGAAAUUGAAAGAACUACAAAAUGGCUUAAGAUGCUGAAAAGCUGGGAAAAAUACAAGAAUAGUGAAAAGUUUCAUAGGAGAAUUUAUAAAGGGAUCCCACUGCAGUUGAGAGGGCAAGUCUGGUCUUUGUUGCUUGAUGUUCCAAAGAUGAAAGAAGAAAUGAAAGACUUUUAUAAUAGAUUGAAGUGUCAAGCGCGAGGGUCUUCACCAGAUAUUCGGCAAAUUGACCUGGACGUGAACCGCACGUACAGAGACAACAUCAUGUUCCGGGACAGAUACGGUGUGAAGCAACAAUCUUUGUUCCAUAUUUUAGCUGCAUAUUCCAUAUAUAAUACGGAAGUUGGAUACUGUCAGGGAAUGAGCCAGAUCACAGCUUUGCUCCUGAUGUUCAUGAAUGAAGAAGAUGCCUUCUGGGCCUUGGUGAAACUUCUCUCUGGUCCAAAGCACGCUAUGCAUGGUUUUUUUAUUCCUGGUUUUCCAAAACUCAUGAGGUUUCAGGAACAUCAUGACAAAAUUCUGAAGAAAUUUUUGUCCAAACUGAAGGAGCAUUUGGACUCCCAGGAUAUGCCCACCAGCUUUUACACAACCAAGUGGUUUUUCCAGUGUUUUCUUGAUCGUACUCCCUUUACAUUAAGCCUCAGGAUAUGGGAUAUCUACAUACUUGAAGGAGAGAGGAUUCUCACUGCUAUGUCUUACACAAUUCUGAAACUGCACAGAAAGCAUCUGAUGAAAUUACAAAUGGAAGAGCUUGUAGAAUUUCUGCAGGAGUCUUUAGCCAAGGAUUUCUUCUAUGAAGAUGACUUUGUAAUAGAGCAGCUCCAAAAUUCUAUAUCAGAAUUGAAACGAGCAAAACUGGAUUUACCAGUAGCUGGUAAAGAAGAUGAAUUUCCAAAGAAGCCAUUGGGGCAGAUUCCAUCAGGACCUCUGCCUUCUGUGCUUAACUCCACUCCAAUGCUUAAUGGACAGAACAGCACUGGUACACAAGCAGCAAAACAAAGGACAGAGAGAAGACCAUCCACAGAAGAAGAACCAGAAAGUUCACCAAAUGACCGAAAAAGAAUUAAUUCUGUGGAAAAGAAACCUUCCUUAAAACAGCAAAAGAUUCGACCAGUAGAGACACAAAACAGUUUGCCUAAGAAUGAGGUGGAUACCAGAAAAAAGCCUCAGCCAGCAGAGCAAGACAACUCAAGUCUGUACAAUAAUGCAGCUGCUAAUCAGAAUUCUAAUGCUACUUCCAACACAAGAAGGGAAUUUGUACCUAAGUGGAAUAAACCAUCUGAUAUCAAAAUAAUGGAAAAGACAAUGAAACUCACUGCAGAGGUGAAAGGGAGGCCAGUAAACCAUUCUGGUUUGGGCCCACCACCAAGUCCUGGAGAAAUGCAGCCUUUGAAUGUAAAGCAAAAGGUGAGGGUUUUGGAUGCUGAUGAAGGUAAGCGAGGGUCUAAUGCAUCUCAGUAUGACAAUGUUUCAGAGGAUGAAACUGAGAACGAGAAUGUUGUUGAAGAGAUGCUUGAGAGAGCUCAUCCACAAAGUCCUAGGCAUGUAGCAUUUUCUAACAGUCCAAGAAAGCAAAUAGAAAAAACACCAGCUCCAUUAAAAAUACCCAAUAAUUACACCUUCACUUCACAACCCAGAUCUCCAAAAUAUGCAUCUCAGCCUGAUGGUCCAUCUCAUGGACUGAAUGUAAAACAGCCACUGCCAGGUUAUAGUAAUCCCCCUACUUACUAUGGGAAUUCUCCAAAGCAUGUUUCCAGUAUAGGCAAUACAAGUUCUGCGCCUCUGCAUUACCAUGGGAAUCGACCCAACCCCUCUGUAAGGCCAUACGCUCCUUUCAUGUCAGUGGAUUAUUCCCCAAAUAAACUGCAAAUGAAUUCCUAUCCUGCCAGUCGCCCAAAUGCUCUUCCACCAGCCCCUGCUCAGACAGAAGUCGCUCCUGUUGAUGCAUACACCAGCAACUCGAGGUCCUCCCCAGGUGUCAAGUUCAUAAUCCCUCCAGCAGAUUAUUUACCAGAGGAGAGAAAGUGGCUGGACGCUGCCUACGUCUACAGACACGAACCCUACAGGCAGCCCUGGAGCCAAGACCUUAACAAAGGCCACUUGGAUAAUUUCCAGAAAUACCAGCAUUUUCAGCCAACACCUUUACAAGACCGCAGUCUUCCUGCUGUUUCUGUGGAUAGUCCAGUGAGAUACAGGACUUCCCCAACCUUGGAAGAGAAUGGUUCCCCACAGUACCAGUAUGCAAGCACGUCAGCUCAAGCCCAGCACUAUCGGAACAGAGCUGAUGGAUUGUCUGUGCAUGAGUCUGUGCUUCUCUGAGAAUCUGGGUGUGCUUAGUAAAAUGGCAAGAACCAAAACCAGUUGAACAGUACUGUGUUAGUAGUAGUCCUCUGCAGUUCUCUGAAAUGUGGAUGGUUCGUGUGAGUUCAAAAAUAACAACACUUUUUCAGAGAUGUUUCAGACUUUGGUUGAAAGCUGGUGGAGUUCUUGGACUUGCGUGGAAGCUACUGGAAGUGAUCUAAUGCACAUAGACAUAGCAAUAAGCUCAUAUGCAUCAUGUGGUUCAUGCUGUCAUCGCUCCUUACAUUUUAAAUAACUUGUGUUACAAUCCUUCUGCCUCAAACCUGUAACACACUGAAAAGUUUUGACUGACAUUGUUAAUGCACUGUACAGAUGUGUGCGUGUGUGCCUGUGUGAGUGUGCACUUACAGUACACAAACUCAUAUGGAAAAGAGCUAAAGAGUUUAAAUUUAAAUGCAUUUAACUUUGGGCAAAGCUUGUGAAGUACUUUUAUUUCAUAUUAAUUUUUCUUUGUAAUUUAUUUGAGAAGCCAUUCGUUUUGAAUGGGAAUUUCUGUCAUUUUUAUACAGCUGCCUCAGCAUCCCAGUAUCUGUUCUGGGCAGGAGAGAUGCUUUGGGAUUAUUAAUUUAAUCAUAUGUGAGAGUUAAUUUCCUCUCCUUUGACUACUGUUUGUCAUUUUCCUCAGCAGGAAGGAGCAGGCAGGAAAAAGCAGAUAGCCAAAAAUGUCUCUCUAAUCUGGCUAAGAAAUGGUGCUUAAAUUCAGGGCAGUGUUUAGGAGUUUUUUAAGUGCAUCACAAAUGGAGAAUUUGUACCUUCUCACCCAAAUCUACCUUCAGAAUGUCGUUCUGUAUGCAAAAGACUGGACCACAGUGAGACUAAUGCCAGAUACAGAAAUGGUGCUGCACCCUUCACUUUUUGCCAUGCUGUGCUGUCAGACUCAAACUGGUUGCAGGGCCAAAUCUCACAGGUGUCAGAGGAUUGAUUGCACAGCUCGUUGACACCUCUGUGAAGUGCACACAGGAGUUUGAGCUUUGCUCCAAGCUUGACAUUCCCUGAGCUGUGUGAGUAUGCAGUGUCCCCUGUCGAGUGGAUUUUGUUGUGUUUUGCCCUUUUCCCCCCAAAUUGCUGGUGUGUUCCUGUCUGUGGUGGGGCAUGUGCUGCUGUGCUGUCGGGCUCACACUGCAUGGUGUUCUACACUAAAAUGACCCUGACUGUUGUUAACAGGAACCUUAAACUCCUGCUGAUACAAGUAAUUCUGAUUAGUCUUUGCAGCCUUUGUGUUUUCCUUUCUGUUUUGACUGUGAAUUGGGGUGGAAUGAAAAGCAGGUGAAGUGGCACAUGGAGGAUGGAGUCCUGCGAGCUGCAGGACGCGCUGACCUCUCCCCAGGAGCUGAGGCAGAGGAGGGGCUCGCCAGGAGAGGUCCUUGGAGUGCUGAACAGAGAGAUCUCUCUAAUACUGAAGUGCUAAACAUUGGUAUCAACACCAGUUUGGAAGGUUGUCCUGUUCCCUUUUGUUUUGUAAGGUUUGUUAACUGAAGACAUAGAAAUGGAUUUUUUUUUUUUUUUCUUUAAAGAAUGAGCUUUAGUGCCUAUUAUUGCUGCAGGUUGGCUCUGUAAGUUUUAAGGUACAGAAGUAAAACAAUUUUUACAAAUGGAAGUAACAUUUACUUAGUAUGUUUCAAAACUUUUUUUUGUGUAUAUAACGUGUCUGAUGUAAUUUUUAAUAACUGGGCAAUUUUAUAUUUUAAAAAUUGCAAACUGCAGCGAAGUAACUGUAGCCAAGCACUACACUGAAAUCCUAAACUAAAAUUGUGAAGAUAAAUAUGACUUGGGCUUACUUUAGUUCUGAUUGCUUACAGCAGCUUAGAAAUGUAUGUAUAUAAUAUUGUGGCUAAGUGUAAUAAUCUCAGUGUUUAAUGAUGGUUCUGUAAUUCAUAACGAAGCUGUACAAUUUAUUUGUGCAAACAACUCGAGACUCCAAAAUAUGUAUCAGCAUUAGUAAAUACUGUAGAUUUUUAUAUAUAAAAUAUAUACACACUAUUUUCUUAUUUCAUCUGCAACAGUUUUAUAACUGUGUACCCGAUUUUGAUGUGACUGUAUUUUUAACAUGUUAAAAUAAUAAUAAUUAAGCUU